This is a messenger RNA of Micromonas commoda, 1104 nucleotides long. RefSeq lists its product with no specific name. The coding region runs from base 1 to 1104 and encodes 367 amino acids. NCBI's taxonomy places the organism in Eukaryota, Viridiplantae, Chlorophyta, Mamiellophyceae, Mamiellales, Mamiellaceae. The transcript is spliced from 3 exons. The record is from RefSeq and is a predicted model, not a curated record. Gene Ontology annotation, molecular function: ATP binding; ATP hydrolysis activity.
AUGGAGACCGCCGGUCCGUUCGCGGCACUCGCCAAGCGAAAGGCGGAGGAGGCAUCGGGAGGCGCGGCUCCCGCCGCUGAUACCCAGGCCGUUCCCGCCCCGACAGACGCGGCGACGACCGCGGCGGUUCGCGAGACAUCCUCCGACACCACGCAGGUGUGGGGCGUCAACGUCAACAACCUGGACUGGUCCUACCCGAACAUCGACGGCACCCCCAUCGACGGUCAGGAGCCCCUCAUCAAGGGCAUGGACCUCAAGCUCGCGCCCGGAUCGUGCUGCCUCCUGCUCGGCGCGAACGGCGCGGGGAAGACGACGCUGCUCAAGAUACUCGGGGGUAAGCACAUGGUCCCCAAGGACAAGGUGCUCAUCCACGGCCGCGAGGCUUUCUACGACACCGGACUCACCACCUCCGGACAGCUGUCGUACAUCGGCGGCAACUGGCAACGCGACGUCGCCUUCGCCGGCUACGGCGUCACCCUCGCCGGGGACUUCCCCGCGAGGCAGAUGCUCGACUCCAUCCCGAACGUGGACCCCGAACGCAAGGCGCGGAUCAUCGACGUCCUGGACAUCGACCCGGAGUGGCGCAUGCACCAGGUGUCCGACGGCCAGCGCAGACGCGUGCAGCUCGCGUACGGGCUCAUGAUUCCCUACUCGGUUUUACUCUUGGACGAGAUCACCGUGGACCUCGACGUGCUGGGCAGGGCGGACUUGAUGUCGUUUUUAAGGCGGGAGUGCGAGGAACGGAACGUGACGAUCGUGUACGCCACGCACAUCUUCGACGGGCUGGAGCAGUUCGCGACGCACGUCGCGUUCGUCGCGGGGGGGCGGCUGCGUUUUUGCGAACCCCUCGACGCCAUCGACGGGCUCAAGUCGCGCGAGCCCGGAAGUCUUCUGGACACCGUCCAGGUGUGGCUGCGUCAGGAGGCCGAGGCGAAGCGAAAAGAACGCGAAUCCGCGGGGUUCGUGAAGAAGAAGGUGUUCGAGUACGUCCGCAACAGCGGGUGGGGCGAGGGACGCAUGGCGAGCACGGUGUCGUUUGGACCGGAGCUCGGCCAGAAGCACGUCGGAAUGAAAGGGAGCUCCAACGCCGUCAUGCGCAACUAA